Molecule: messenger RNA, 543 nt
Organism: Macrosiphum euphorbiae (potato aphid)
Lineage: Eukaryota; Metazoa; Arthropoda; Insecta; Hemiptera; Aphididae
Source: the annotation of a GenBank genome assembly
AUGGCCGUGAAAGCGGUGCACAUCGAAGUGGUCUCUGAUCUUACAACUUCGGCAUUCCUUGCGUCAUUGCAGCGUUUUAUUGCUCGCCGAGGAAUACCUUUGGAAAUAUACUCAGACUGUGGUACCAAUUUCCAAGGUGCCGCAUCUGAAUUGCGUCGGUUGUGGUCAGAUCCUGAAGCACAAAACAGUGUCUCAAAUGCUGUGCCGUGUAGGUGGCACUUCAACCCAACGGCUGCUCCCCACUUCGGGGGAUUGUGGGAGGUAGCUGUUAAAUCCAUGAAAACCCACCUGAAACGAGUAAUUGGCACCCAACUGUUAACAUUUGAGGAGAUGUGCACUAUAACUCAACGAAUAGAAGCCAUACUAAACUCACGACCAAUAACACCCCUUUCGUCAGAUCCGAAUGAUUUACGAGUGUUAACACCAGGUCACUUCCUCACAGGUGCACCUCUUGUCACGCUGCCUGGCCCCGAUGUGACGCAGAUUCCGAUGAACCGUCUCAACCGAUGGCAGCUGUUGGAUCAAUUUCACCAAUCGUUGUAG